Messenger RNA from Polyodon spathula (Mississippi paddlefish), 4199 nucleotides. RefSeq names its product protein disulfide-isomerase TMX3-like. Bases 16 to 1458 code for a protein of 480 amino acids. Gene Ontology annotation, cellular component: endoplasmic reticulum. The transcript has 16 exons. Gene Ontology annotation, molecular function: protein disulfide isomerase activity. Gene Ontology annotation, biological process: peptidyl-cysteine oxidation. Lineage: Eukaryota; Metazoa; Chordata; Actinopteri; Acipenseriformes; Polyodontidae. The record is from RefSeq and is a predicted model, not a curated record.
GCUCUUCCUGUGUCGAUGACGUGUCGCCUGCGCAUGCUUGGAAAACUUGGUUUAGUUGUCCGUUUCCUGCCCGGUGCUUCCUCCUUGGUAAAGAUGGCAGUAAAGCUCGUUUUGUUCUAUGCAGUCGCUGUGUGCACCGCAGUCGUCUCGGCUUUUGUAGAAGAGCUGGAUGACUCCUUUAUGGAUACAAGACUGGGUGAUACUUGGAUAGUAGAUUUCUAUGCACCUUGGUGUGGCCACUGCAAGAAACUGGAGCCAGUGUGGCACGAGGUGGGGGCUGAAAUGCGCAGUUCUGGCUCACCUGUGCGAGUUGGAAAGAUAGAUGCUACUGCUUACUCCAGUGUUGCUUCAGAACUUGGAGUACGUGGUUAUCCAACUAUAAAACUGUUGAAGGGAGACUUGGCUUACAAUUACAGAGGACCAAGAACCAAAGAUGACAUAAUAGAAUUUGCUAAUAGAGUAGCAGGGCCAGUUGUUCGCCCACUUCCCAGCCAGCAGAUGUUUGAACACGUGCAAAAGAGACACGAUGUGCUUUUUGUUUAUGUUGGUGGAGAAUCACCAUUAAAGGAGAAGUACAUUGAAGUGGCAUCAGAGUUCAUUGUGUACACAUAUUUCUUUUCUGCUUUGGAGGAAGUUUUGCUUAAGCAUGUGACAUUACAAGAGUUACCUGCUGUGUUGGUCUUCAAGGAUGGAACAUACUUUGUUUAUGAUGAAUAUGAAGAUGGUGAUUUGUCUUCCUGGAUAAAUAAAGAGAGAUUUCAAGGAUAUCUACACAUUGAUGGAUUUACUUUGUAUGAACUUGAAGAUAUAGGAAAAUUGGUGGGAAUUGCAGUCAUUGAUGAUAAAAAUCCAUCUGAGGAGAGCAUUAGAUUGAAAUCACUAAUUCAAACAGUAGCUAAGGACUACAGGGAGCACUUCAACAGGAACUUCCAGUUUGGCCAUAUGGAUGGGAAUGAUUAUAUCAACAGCGUAAUUAUGGAUGAAGUGACUAUGCCAACAAUCAUUGUGCUCAAUACAUCCAACCAGCAGUACUUCUUUCCAAGUCAGCCUAUUGAACACAUUGAGGACUUAGUUCUGUUUCUAAACGAAGUUCUAGAUGGCACAGCAGAGGCACAAGGAGGUGAUGGCAUUCUUCAGCGCAUCAAAAGAGUUGUUUAUGAUGCAAAGUCCACAGUAGUUUCUGUCUUCAAGAGCUCUCCUCUUCUUGGAUGCUUUCUCUUUGGUCUGCCUCUGGGUGUCAUCAGCAUCAUGUGCUAUGGAAUCUGUACAGCCAACUCAGAUGAUGGCUCGGAGGAAGCAGAGCUCUUCAAGAGGGAAGGCCAAGAUCAAGAACUGACAGACGAGGGAAGUGAGGAGGAACUCGAGGAUGGCAAUGACGAACAGCAGCCAGAGAGUGGAGCUGAGCACAGUGAUGAGAAGCAUGAAGAAAAAACCUCAACAGAGAAGAAAACUGAUUAACCCCCCCCAGGAUUUUCUUUUUAAAUUGAAAGGCUAUUUUAUUUAUAUAUUCAAUAAAAUCAGGAUUCAGUAAAGGCCGACAAAGAUUGGUCCAGUAGCUUUGUCAGUGUGUAUUUACUUGUCUGUUACAGAAACAGUAAAGUUAAUGUUUAAAAAAGAAAUAUAAAUAAUACAAUUGCGGAAACAAAUGCAUGAACCAUAAUGCAGCUAUCAAUGGUGCAGCUUCAAAUAAAAUAGAUUUUUUUUUUUUUUUUUUUUUGGCUGUCAGAUUAUUAGUCAGUAACUGACCAUUCUGUCAUUCUCUGUAACACUUGAACUUUAAGCCCCGGAUGCAAAUUUGAACACUCAAGUUCUAUACUGUUGAAUUAGGAAUGUUAUUCUGAAACUUGGAGACAGGUGCAUUAUAUCCCAUUGUAACUAUCUUCACCUUGCCUUCAAAUGUCCUUUUAGUAUUUUGAUGUCGGAUAUAUUAACCUUUGUCCUCCAACAUCCUGCGCUUUCAGGGCUCUGAGAAAGAACACUAGUGAUGUUGUUCAUUUUAAAUACUGUACACAUUGCAUUUAAAUGCACCUUCCAUCUUUCCCUGAAGGGUUGCCAGGAGGAUCUACAAUAAUAUCUGUAAAAUGUAAGGUGAAUACUAAUGUUUUCAGCAGGGUCUAUAUUAACACAGUGAGGAUGAGUAUGUAUUUAUGUGAACCCAUUAGGCACUGUAGUCCACAACGAGAUUUUAAAAGGGCAUUGGCUGCAGUUAGACUAAACACUAUGGUUAAAAACAGCAAAUAGUACUGUGCAUUUAAUUUUGUCAUAAAAUAUGCAGCGUAACAAUUUGAAUAGAUUUACAUUUCAGAAGAAAAGUAAAGUGAAAGAAACUGAUGGGUGGGGAGGAUUCAUAGUUUGUUAUUAAGCCACAAAAUAAGCAUCUACUUUUGGACCAAAGCAAAGUUUUGCUGGAUUAAAUAGUAAAUGUGUAGAGCAACAUUAAACUGGGGUGAAGUACAUUUAAUUUUUUUUUUUUUUUUUUAAAGUCACAAGUUUACAUGGCUUUUGCAGUUUUCAUUUUGAAUGUUAAUGUUGCUUUUAACAAGUAUUGAUAUGUCUGUGAAUAGCUUCAACAUCGAGGCAUCAAAGCUGUAAUUGGAAGUACAUUUCUUUUAACUGCAUAGUGCUGCUGAGACCCAGAAAAACCUGCUGGCCUGUUGCAGGGGCUGUAAUACUAUGUUCCAUGCCUGGUUUAAACUUGUAUUUUAUUAACAACAAUGUUUUUUCAGCCACUUGCUGAGGCUUGUUUUUUGCAUCAAUACAGGCAAAGAUAUUCAUUAUAAAUAAUGUAGAUCUAUUUUUAUAUGCCUUUCUUCUGGAAUUGCAAGAAUAAGAAAACAAAUUUUGGUCAGACUGCUUUUGAUGCUUUUAUGUUUUUAAAGCAUUAUUUGAAAUGCUUGAUGUUGUUAUUAUUGACCUUGGUGGCACAUCCUAAUGCAUGCUAUGGCUAGUCACAUUUCUUGACUAAAAAAAAAAUAAUAAUAUGAAGCAGCUAAAAUGUUUUUCAUUUUUUUCAGUUGAACUCACUGUACCUAGAAUUAUUACAAGUAAUUAACAGCCAGUUUAUAAAUGGAUGUUGAGUUGCCACUGCCAGCAUAUUUAUUUGUGAUUGUUCUUUGGUACUAUAAAACAGAGGAUUCUGAAUCUUGGGGCAUUUUUUAUUUUUUAUUUAUUUAUUUAUUAUAUAUUUUUUAUUAGAGUCUUUGAUCUGGGCAGUAAGCAUUUUAGUAGAUUGCACUGAUAAUUGGACAUAAAGCAUGAAAAGAAAAGGCAAACAGCUCUUUUGAAUCUGAGUUGAAAGUGGAUCCAAGUUUUUUGGGUUUAAAUCCCAUUAAACUGCACACCAAAUAUUUAGAUGACUUUAUAACUUUUACUGCAGUAACAUUUGUAAUAUUUCCGUAUAAGAAGGAGCAUUUGACGAGAGGAAUGAUUUAAAGAAUAUACUGUACGAUGUUUUGCAUUAGUAUUUAUGGUUGCUAUUUAAGUUUGGUGCAGAAAACUUUUUUUUUUUUUUUUUUUAUAUAAAUAUUUAAGCAUGAUGCUAACAGGAACAGUACAUUAUGAGGGAACCUUUACUAACACAUUGAAGCAGCUACACACAAGCACAUAUGGUACCAUGGCAGGGAUAACUUAAUAAUGACUGCAUACUUAGGUUUGGGACGCACAUUGUACACAUCCUUAUCCACCUCCCAUACUGUUCUCGCUUGCCUGUUUGAAAGUCCAGCCCUGAUCUCGUCUUUGGGUUUAAUGUCUGCUUGACUGUCACUGUAUUAGCCGCACAAUCUUUCAAGAAGUCCAUCAACCUUGUUUAUCACUUCAACCCUUUUCCCCAGUAAGUGUUCUUAAUAUAUGAAUAAUUUUAUAUUAAAUGAUUUCUUUUUAGUAAUGUGUCUUUGGUACUGUUGUUUUGAUAACUAAGCAGGCAUCCGUUUACUCCUCUGGGGAAAGCAUGUUGAUUUUUAAUAUUUUUCUAAUUGUGGAAAAUUUCGAGUUUAAAUUUGACAGUUUGUCUUUAAUAUAGUAAAAGUAAUUAUGUAUAUGGCAGUUACAUGAUAUUAUGAAAUGAGGGUUUGGGCAGUCUUAACAUCUUGAAGCUUUUAAAGCUAGCAAAUUUCAAGUCGACAAAGUAAUUCAGUCCAAAAUUUAACCUUAAAACUAUUUUUUUUUUUUUUUUUUAAUUCCUUCAUACAUAUAGGUAAUUC